AUCCCAUGGCCACGUUUCUUGUGCCCUUGCUCUGAUCUCUCUCUGAUGCAGAGCCCCUUACUCUCUGGCAGAUUUAAUCGAGUUGAUGAUGAUUCAAAACUCCCAAAUGCACCAGGUGGUGAUGAACAGCCUGGCUGUAUCGGCACUGACAUCCUUUGGGUUCGGACCAUCCCCAGCUGCCGCCCAGGCAACAGCAGUGCCUUUGCAGACUGCAGAAGGAGAGGAGGCUGUGGUUUUCCACCAUCACUAUGUCCCCUACCCUGGUCCUGCUCAUAUGCUGGCGUGGCCAGUCCCGGUGCAGGAUCGGGGACCAGCGGCCGUGCGGUACCUGGGCAGAGGCUCGUUAGUCGAGGAUGGGGAGGUCAGUGCGGUGCCCCCCCCUCCACCCCCCAGUGCCACGGGGACCGUGGGAGGUGAUGUCCCACCAGCAUCAGAGUACUAUGACAUGGUGGAGGGGAGGCUGUGAGCUCCACGCUUCUCAAGAUGGUUUCUCCUGCACAUCUCACCCCUCAACUCCAGAAGAUCCUGCAGCUGCUGAGCAUGGGUGCUCCACGAUACCCAUAGUUUU
Grus americana (Whooping crane) is the source of this 568-nucleotide messenger RNA. It is a transcript of the gene PRR29, whose product is annotated as proline rich 29. The record is from RefSeq and is a predicted model, not a curated record. The transcript has 4 exons. NCBI's taxonomy places the organism in Eukaryota, Metazoa, Chordata, Aves, Gruiformes, Gruidae. The coding region runs from base 86 to 466 and encodes 126 amino acids.